Elaeis guineensis (African oil palm) is the source of this 1022-nucleotide messenger RNA. RefSeq names its product Golgi apparatus membrane protein-like protein ECHIDNA. The record is from RefSeq and is a predicted model, not a curated record. Gene Ontology annotation, cellular component: Golgi membrane. Gene Ontology annotation, biological process: vesicle-mediated transport; protein secretion. NCBI's taxonomy places the organism in Eukaryota, Viridiplantae, Streptophyta, Magnoliopsida, Arecales, Arecaceae.
AUUGGAAGUCGCAGAGGGACGGACGAAGGAGAGCUAUCGACACCCUCCCAUUCCCUUAUGAGACUGGAGACGAAUUCCAACAGAUCUCGGUGAGAAAUUCGGAAGCGCUCUCGUCUCCAGAUGGAUCGACUCCAGCCUCCAGUGGAAAACUAUGCCAACCCAAAGACGUGUUUUUUCCAUGUUCUCUUCAAGGCUGCAGCAUUGGCGUUCUAUAUACUCUCAGCUAUUUUCAUUGAUAGUUUUGUAAUCAUUUUCGUGGUUACCGUUCUUCUUGCUGCUCUUGAUUUUUGGGUUGUCAAGAAUGUCAGUGGACGGAUAUUGGUUGGGCUGAGAUGGUGGAAUGAGAUAAAUGAGCAAGGAGAGAGUGUGUGGAAGUUCGAAUGCUUGGAUCAAGAGUCUCUUGCUCGCAUGAAUAAGAAGGACUCGUGGCUCUUUUGGUGGACUCUUUAUCUCACGGCUGUUGCAUGGAUUUUCCUUGGGAUAUUCUCACUUCUAAGGUUUCAAGCAGAUUAUCUACUAGUUAUUGGAGUUUGUUUGAGCCUCAGCAUUGCAAACAUUGUUGGCUUCACAAAAUGCCGUAAAGAUGCCAAGAAACAGAUCCAGCAAUUUGCUUCUCAGACAAUUGCAUCACAUUUUAGUUCGACAAUACAAUCAGCUUUCAGCGUUGUGUGAGAUUACAUAGGAGUAAUAAAGGGCACAGUAUAAGAUUAUCAUAUUGAGAAAAUUCUUGUGUUUUGGUUACCGUGUAUUUUGAUUCAUGAUGUGUUCGUUCUAUGUAGGAUAUUAGCAUAGUGCAUACAAUAUGAAUGUAGAGGACCCUUCAACCCAGAGCAACGAAUCUUAAUUAGGCUGAUGUGCACGCCUUUUUCCGAGCAUCUUUGAUCUGACUUCUCACCUUGUACAAUAAAUGCAUAAGAUUUUUAAUCCCGUUUGAUGUCACUUAUUACAGUGAUCCAUUUGAUGUUUGUGAAUCCCCAAAUGACAUAUCUAUGGCAUGAACGCGUCUUGUGCUUCGAGUGGAA